Messenger RNA from Paramecium pentaurelia, 2173 nucleotides. The record is from the annotation of a GenBank genome assembly. Lineage: Eukaryota; Ciliophora; Oligohymenophorea; Peniculida; Parameciidae.
AUGGGUAGUUGUAAUUGUAUUCCAAAAAAGCUAGGAGAAGAAGAAAUAUAGACUUAAAGAGGAGGGAGCGAACACUAAAUAUUGGAUAAAGAAAAACAAUAAGAUGCUCAAACAUUUACUCAUGGUUGAUUUUUAUAUUCUUAUUCAGAGGACAAUAAACCAGCCAAUGAUGAAUCUUAAUAACUUGUUUAAAGUACGAAAGGAAUUCGGAAAAAACUUCCUCGAAUAAAUAUGCUUAAUGGAGGUUAUUAUGAAGGGGAGUGGUUCAAUUGUAUGAGGGAUGGCUUUGGAUUGCAUGUAAUAUUGAAAAAUUGAUUAGAGUGUUGGGCUGAUGGAGGUUUUUAUCAAGGGGAAUGGAAAGUUGAUAAAGCUGAAGGCAAAGGGAAAUUAGGUAUAUUCAUUAUUAUUAGCAUUUUUAGUUCAUGGAGAUGGAGAUAUUUAUGAAGGUUAAUGGGCAAAUGAUAUGGCUAAUGGAGUAGGUACUUAUGUACAUGCUGGUGGUGCUAAAUACGAAGGCGAGUGGUUGAAUGAUUAGUAGCAUGGAAAAGGAGUAGAAGUUUGGCCUGAUGGCUCUAAAUAUGAAGUAUUGAAAUCUCUAAUUAUGAAGGGAAUGUAUACUUUUGGAAAAAAAAAUGGAAAGGGAAAACUUUAAUUUGCAGAUAAUAGUAUCUACGAGGGAGAUUUUUUAGAUAAUGAAAUAAGUGGGUUUGGUAAAUAUACAUGGAAUGAUGGUAAAAUAUAUACAGGAAAUUGGUUAAAUAAUAAAAUGAAUGGAUAUGGUGAAACAAUAUGGCCAGAUGGAAAAAGUUAUAAAGGAUAUUAUUUAGAUGAUAAAAAACAUGGGCAAGGUGUCUUUUCUUGGAAUAACGGAAAAAGAUAUGAAGGAGAAUGGUCUAUGGGAAAAUAAAAUGGAAAAGGUGUAAUUAUAACUGAAACUGGAGAAAGAAAAGGUGGAAUAUGGGAAAAUGGUAGAAGAAUUAAAAUAGNUUACAUUUAUGUUGGAAUCAAUUUUCUAGCACUUAUCAUUUAAGUCUAUUUGCUAAUAAACGAAAGAUAACGUAAAAGGUAAAGUAGUGUAAAUUACACUGAAUGAAUUAUAUAAUAAUAGUAAUGUAUACUAUAUAUAUUUAUAUAUAUUAUUAUUAUUAUAUGGGUAGUUGUAAUUGUAUUCCAAAAAAGCUAGGAGAAGAAGAAAUAUAGACUUAAAGAGGAGGGAGCGAACACUAAAUAUUGGAUAAAGAAAAACAAUAAGAUGCUCAAACAUUUACUCAUGGUUGAUUUUUAUAUUCUUAUUCAGAGGACAAUAAACCAGCCAAUGAUGAAUCUUAAUAACUUGUUUAAAGUACGAAAGGAAUUCGGAAAAAACUUCCUCGAAUAAAUAUGCUUAAUGGAGGUUAUUAUGAAGGGGAGUGGUUCAAUUGUAUGAGGGAUGGCUUUGGAUUGCAUGUAAUAUUGAAAAAUUGAUUAGAGUGUUGGGCUGAUGGAGGUUUUUAUCAAGGGGAAUGGAAAGUUGAUAAAGCUGAAGGCAAAGGGAAAUUAGGUAUAUUCAUUAUUAUUAGCAUUUUUAGUUCAUGGAGAUGGAGAUAUUUAUGAAGGUUAAUGGGCAAAUGAUAUGGCUAAUGGAGUAGGUACUUAUGUACAUGCUGGUGGUGCUAAAUACGAAGGCGAGUGGUUGAAUGAUUAGUAGCAUGGAAAAGGAGUAGAAGUUUGGCCUGAUGGCUCUAAAUAUGAAGUAUUGAAAUCUCUAAUUAUGAAGGGAAUGUAUACUUUUGGAAAAAAAAAUGGAAAGGGAAAACUUUAAUUUGCAGAUAAUAGUAUCUACGAGGGAGAUUUUUUAGAUAAUGAAAUAAGUGGGUUUGGUAAAUAUACAUGGAAUGAUGGUAAAAUAUAUACAGGAAAUUGGUUAAAUAAUAAAAUGAAUGGAUAUGGUGAAACAAUAUGGCCAGAUGGAAAAAGUUAUAAAGGAUAUUAUUUAGAUGAUAAAAAACAUGGGCAAGGUGUCUUUUCUUGGAAUAACGGAAAAAGAUAUGAAGGAGAAUGGUCUAUGGGAAAAUAAAAUGGAAAAGGUGUAAUUAUAACUGAAACUGGAGAAAGAAAAGGUGGAAUAUGGGAAAAUGGUAGAAGAAUUAAAAUAGAAGGAGAAAAUGAUUAAACAGCUGAAGGAGAAACCUGA